GGAACACAGGGCUCAGCACCGGGCCCGAGCUCUGGCUCCCGGCGCCAGACGUCUGCGCGGUGCCCCAAACAGCUUGUCAAAAAGACCUCGCAGAGAGAGGUUCAGAGCUGUAGCUUUCCAGCGAGGCUACCAUGCAGACCCAGCUACGAAAACUAAACCAAACUAGCGGAGAAUUGACAGCCAAAACCAGCCCACAAGUGCCCUCUUCUAUUUCAGCGGGGCGGGAGCGGAAGUUCAGGUGGGUCAUAGAGUUCUCUAGUUCUGGUUUCCGGACCGCAUUCGGGACUAGAGCGCCUCUCUUCCGCCAGGCAUCCUUGAGGUCCUGGUGGUUUCAUUUCCGGGUGCGGCUUCUGUCAUAAAGCGGAGACCUCCCUUCAAACGUGGCGUCGUGGGUUGUUUGCGCCUCGCCUGGGGUCAGCGAGCAAGGACGGGCGCGGGCGGGGAUACUCAAAGCCAACAGCUGGAGUCAGUCCUCGUGUCCCGGGCUCACAGUGGCACGACUGAAUCCUCAGAGUCGGCUGGCUUUUGAGCUCUCACGAUUGGGGAGGAGGGGGCGUUUCUGGUUCGCAGCUCCAGAGGAUUGCGUUCCUUCCCCCAUACCUGUCCCCCACAGUCACGCUGUGCCCUGACGUGCAGCAUUUGACAAGUUACCCCCUCGCCACAUACUACUUCCACCCACGUCCGAGUUAACUUUGUUCUUAACCUUCUUGAGACUACCCUCGGCCUCCAGGUCUUUUUUUCCCAGUUCAUUUUUGCCCAUAAGAUUGAGUUUCGCGUUUCAGAUAUCAUGCAGAAAGUUUACCUUUAAGACUGAGCACCCAUCUGAUACUCUUCCUCCCGAAAAAGUUCAUGCUCACGAGAGAGUUUGUGGGAAAAGUGAAAGCCAGUACACGCAGGAAACUAUGGCUGAGCACGGGGCUCACUUCACAGCUGCUUCUGUGGCCGAUGACCAGCCAUCCAUCUUUGAGGUGGUAGCACAGGACAGUUUAAUGACAGCAGUGAGACCCGCUCUUCAGCAUGUGGUCAAGGUUCUUGCAGAAUCAAAUCCCACCCACUAUGGCUUCUUGUGGAGGUGGUUUGAUGAAAUCUUUACUCUGCUAGAUCUUCUGCUCCAGCAACAUUAUCUGUCUAGAACCAGUGCCUCAUUUUCUGAAAACUUUUACGGCUUAAAGAGAAUUGUAAUGGGGGACACUCACAAGUCUCAGAGAUUGGCUAGUGCUGGUCUCCCAAAGCAGCAGCUUUGGAAAUCUAUUAUGUUCCUGGUUCUUCUUCCCUAUCUGAAAGUGAAGCUGGAGAAGCUGGUUUCUAGCCUGAGAGAAGAGGAUGAAUAUUCUAUUCAUCCCCCUUCUUCCCGCUGGAAACGAUUUUACAGAGCCUUCCUGGCAGCCUACCCAUUUGUGAACAUGGCCUGGGAAGGAUGGUUUCUUGUACAACAACUUCGAUACAUCCUAGGAAAAGCUCAGCAUCACUCACCACUGCUGAGGCUGGCUGGAGUUCAGCUAGGUCGACUGACAGUUCAGGAUAUACAAGCUCUGGAGCACAAACCAGCUAAGGCCAGCAUGAUGCAGCAACCAGCCAGGAGUGUUAGUGAGAAGAUAAAGUCAGCUCUGAAGAAAGCUGUUGGGGGUGUUGCCUUAUCCCUGUCUACUGGCCUUUCUGUGGGUGUAUUCUUCUUGCAGUUCCUUGACUGGUGGUACUCAUCUGAAAAUCAAGAAACCAUCAAGUCAUUGACUGCCCUGCCUACUCCACCACCACCUGUACACCUAGACUAUAACUCUGAUUCUCCCCUCUUACCCAAAAUGAAGACUGUGUGCCCACUGUGUCGUAAAACCCGGGUGAAUGAUACUGUUCUUGCCACCUCUGGCUAUGUGUUUUGUUACCGCUGUGUGUUUCAUUAUGUGAGGAGUCACCAAGCUUGUCCCAUCACAGGUUAUCCAACAGAAGUACAACAUCUGAUUAAACUCUACUCCCCUGAGAACUGAAAGGGAAUCAUGUCUUAUCCUCACAACAAAAGUAUUGCGCUGUAAUGUCACAGAGCUGGUUUCAGCAUGGUAUUGACACUUCUCAGCCUCAAUUCAUAACUAUAUGAACUUUAAAUGAUUAUAUGGAUUUCUUUAAAUGGAUAUGCCCAUUUGAUCCUAACCUUUUAGCCUGCUCUCUAGAACCCUACUUACAGUUGACCAAGCUGCUUAAAGUAGAAGAAUCAGGACUGGCAGGGGAUAUGAGGGCCAGUGUAGAGAUUAAACAGAAUAAUGAGUACACAAGUUUUUGCCUAUCCCUUUCCUUAAAAUAUAAGAAAUACAGAAGCUCUUAGGAAAAACCCAGGUUAGACCGCAUAAAAAAUAAAGUGAACAGUGAGGUGGUAGCAAGACUUCUUUUUAGAAAAGAAAGCAUUUACCUGCCUGUCUGUAAGGUGGAAAUUUCAUCAGUUUGCAAACGAUAAGAAAUGUAGACCUGCUCUUGAUAGAGAUGCUUAGAAACACUUUGGUGGGGGGAAAAGCUCCUUCCAUAUACUGUGAGACAUUUGUUAAGUGACAUCUGUUGUUUAUCAGCUUUUAAGGAUAAAAACGGAUAUUUUAAAAGUUGGAUAUUUAGGAUAUUUGAGGAUAUUCCUUUAUGAGCUCUCCAUAUCCUUCUUGGGAAACUGGUUAAAAAAGGAAUAGGGGUUGAGUGUUACAGAGAGUAGUCUGAAGAUUCCUGUGUGAAAGCAAAGCUAACAAGCAAUGAAGAGAUGAAGCAAAAUACUAAUCUAAUUGUGUAAAGAAAGGAUAUUUUAAUAAGUUCUUUCUGCUUGCUGCUAAGAGUUUGCUAAACUGUCAUGAAUUAUUCUGGUUAUUACUAAAGUUUCUAUGAAACACUUAAGUAGAUUUUAAGAAUAAAUGUUUCUGGAAAAGAACUUCUAUGUUAUGAUUUUGUAGAAAUGUAAAGAUUACUUGAGGUGUUUAAAAUAAAUUUUUCAUUCAGACUA
This is a messenger RNA of Gorilla gorilla gorilla (western lowland gorilla), 2968 nucleotides long. RefSeq names its product peroxisomal biogenesis factor 12 (gene PEX12). The record is from RefSeq and is a predicted model, not a curated record. The transcript has 3 exons. Gene Ontology annotation, molecular function: zinc ion binding; ubiquitin-protein transferase activity; protein binding. Gene Ontology annotation, cellular component: peroxisomal membrane; peroxisomal importomer complex. NCBI's taxonomy places the organism in Eukaryota, Metazoa, Chordata, Mammalia, Primates, Hominidae. The coding region runs from base 903 to 1982 and encodes 359 amino acids. Gene Ontology annotation, biological process: protein monoubiquitination; protein import into peroxisome matrix.